Hemisphaericaspora subhashii is the source of this 1350-nucleotide messenger RNA. RefSeq lists its product as uncharacterized. Bases 1 to 1350 code for a protein of 449 amino acids. Lineage: Eukaryota; Fungi; Ascomycota; Pichiomycetes; Serinales; Debaryomycetaceae. The record is from RefSeq and is a predicted model, not a curated record. The transcript has 4 exons.
AUGAGUAAAACUCCAACACCUGAUCCGGAAACACCAUCUGUCGCAAAAGAUGACGCAUAUGAGAAGUGCAGGAAAUGGGUGGCCAAUAAGUUCACCAUGGAUUUGAAAGAGUGGUUGGAUAAAGUGGACCAAUUGGAUCCAUCUAUAGUCCAAGCAAUCAAUUCAAUGAAGGCUGCACUUGACAAGAUUGCAGCCAGAUAUCCUGGGAUUGAAACAGUGUUUGAAGAUACUGAUAAUUUCAACUCAUAUGAGACUAAGAUAGCUGGCUUCAACAUGACAGAUCCGGCCAACUAUGCAUAUUAUAUAUGGCAUUAUUUGCAGAAUUAUGAGGAUAUUGCAUUAUCUAAACACCUUGAAAUGAGAUUGGCACAAGCUGUGGCAAUCGAACAAAAUUCGAAAAACGCUUUCCAAUAUGAGAAACGGAGAGACGAAUUCCAGGCAUUGCGUCGGAUUGACGAUAUGGUUGAUUUUGUGUGGUUGUCUGGUAAUAAUGAGAUUCUGGGUAAUCAAGCAGUCAUAUUUCAUUACUGUUCCUUGAGUAACACGCCUAAAAGUUGUGCAAAAUUCUUUCAGGAGUGGUACAAGGAAUGGACGAAAGAUAAGUCCAAAUUUCAUCCUAAAACAUAUAGUGAGAUAUUACAUGGUGCGACCAGUAGGUCGGAUUACGAUCGGCACCACGAGCAUGAUAGCACCGAAACGCUCUACCAAAUUGGUAGGCAAAUAAUGCAAAAAUUAUCUCAGCAGUUUAGGAAAACAACUAACGGACAUAAAAAGAGAAAUACUUUUGAGAUUAACAAGAGGAAAACUCAAGACUACAAACCCAAAACAUCAGAUAAAGACAAGGUCAGUAAACCGAAAGAUGAAAAUAAGUAUAAUUUUGUGAAGGUGAAUAAUUCAUUUGCAAUUUAUGAAAUAACCAGGUAUAAUAAGAAAGGUGAAAGAAUUGAUAGGUCGGUGGUGUAUGAUUCAGGUGCUUCCCAUUCGGUGGUAAAAUAUAAGGAAUUAUUGAUGAAAUAUGCUAAAGACAAAAAGACCAAGUUUAUGGUUGCAAAUUCUGGGACAAUUGAUUCGAAGGGUUCUGGAAAAUUGCCAAUUAGAACGGAUCAAGAUAUUAUUCCUGUAGAUAACGUCCACCAUAUACCAAAGGCACCGCUGAAUCUUAUAUCAGUAGCACAAAUAACUAAGAAAGGAUUUUUAUGCCUAUCUGAUAACAAGCACGUGUAUUUAAUUAACCCAGAUGAUAUGAGAAUUAUAGUAGUAGGAAGUCUUAUACAACCUCGAAAUCUAUAUGUAGGCUCGAUUGAUAGUCUCAAUGAGAGCGAAAAUUUAUAUAAAAUUAUAUCACUGUAA